AUGGUGCUGCUAGAGAGCGAGCAGUUCCUGAUGGAGCUGACCAGGCUCUUCCAGAAGUGCCGGUCAUCAGGGAGCAUGUUCAUCACCCCAAAGAAAUAUGAUGGUCGGACUAAACCCAUUUCACGGAAAGGGUCUGUGGAAGGCUUUGAGCCUUCAGACAAUAAGUGUUUGCUAAGAACUACUGACGGGAAAAAGAAGAUCAGCACUGUGGUGAGCUCGAAAGAAAUGAAUAAAUUCCAGAUGGCCUAUUCUAACUUGCUGAGGGCAAACACGGAUGGGCUAAAGAAGAGAGACAAGAAGAGCCAAUACAAGAAGAGCAAUGCGACACAGUGA
Trichosurus vulpecula (common brushtail) is the source of this 333-nucleotide messenger RNA. It is a transcript of the gene SRP14, whose product is annotated as signal recognition particle 14. Gene Ontology annotation, molecular function: 7S RNA binding; endoplasmic reticulum signal sequence receptor activity. The coding region runs from base 1 to 333 and encodes 110 amino acids. Gene Ontology annotation, biological process: SRP-dependent cotranslational protein targeting to membrane. NCBI's taxonomy places the organism in Eukaryota, Metazoa, Chordata, Mammalia, Diprotodontia, Phalangeridae. The record is from RefSeq and is a predicted model, not a curated record. Gene Ontology annotation, cellular component: signal recognition particle, endoplasmic reticulum targeting. The transcript has a single exon.